AUGUACUAUAGUACUAAGAGUAUCAACAAUGCCAAAUCAAGAGCAAACACGAGCACGACGUUGGCGGAUGAAAUUGAGGACAAAUUUGUCACGGAAAGAGAUCACAAUGGAGUUAAUAACGGCACUCAAGAGCCGCAAUCUUAUUUACCGAUGAUUCUUGCUGAAAAUAUUCCAUCUUACUACGAGGGCUAUGGAUAUGAGCACAUCAACAGUACAGAAACUGGAACAUACUUUUCUUCACCACCAGCAAGCAGUUAUCAAUUUCAACAGCCUAGCAUGCAAACUCAUUACGAGGACGAUCAAGCAACGACACGACUGGUUAGUCACGGUCCCAUAGAUGCAGCACUGCUUCAAUACAAUGACAAAAGUAAUUUUGAGAUCUCUCCACAAAAUACUGUUGCUCUUAUGGACCUUCAUGGAAUUAAUAAUUAUCAAUACCCAUCGCCAUCACCAUACACCAACAGGUGUGAUGUGCACCAGUAUCCGGCGCAUUAUUGGAGUCAGACAAAUGAUUUAAGUCAACAGGAUCUUUCAGCCUAUGCGAUAAAUGACGCUGCCUUAUGUGAUUAUACAGGUGUAGAUCACACCUUGGCUGACGAUGGAAUAUAUAGACAUAUGAAACCACCUCCACAAAUCUCACAAUCACCUCAGUACUACUUCCAGCCUUUUUUCAAUCAAGCGUACCCUGCUAGCGGUUCACAAAGAACCCCAUCGAUUCCAUUCCGCAUCUCGACUGAAACAGAGUCACCCAAAGGGGGUGUUUAUACAGUGAACAAUGCUAAGAUGCAUGCUUCGUCAUCGAUUCCACAAGAGUCAGCUUCAAGAAACAACGAUGCUACUGCUAAGCCAAGCGCGACUUCAUCCAGCAGUAUACGUAGCGCUGAAUUAAGAACAGCUUCGAGAUCAACAGAUUCUGUUACAUCUAAUUCACCAACUUCAACCUCAGCUACAAACCUAUCAACGGCCAAUUCAAAGAACGGCAGGAGAUCGAGAAAGUGUCCCUUUCCUGGCUGCAGUAAGAAGUUUGUUCGUGACUCGACACUGGAUUCCCGCGCCCGUACAUUUGUAGUGUGUGUUCAAGGUCAUUUGCACGAAAGCACGACGCAGAAAGACAUUUCCGCAUGCACAAUGAUGAUAGACCCUACUGCUGUCCGAACUGUGAAGCGACAUUUCCCCGCUCAGACGCACUCAGGAGCUGAAUGCUGGGCAUGUAGACAUUGGAAUUCACAGCCAAAGUGCGCUCAGAAGGCAAAAGAAGGUGCCAAAGUGGAAGAGGACGGUAAAUCUAGUCAGCUUGCAAAGGGACAAUCACCAAAGGCGAGGAGAAUUGCAGCUAAGAAGAUGUUAGAUAUUAGUUCAGAUGAGAACGAAAACGAAGAGAGAAGUGAAGGUGAUGGUGUUGGAAUUGGAACGGAAAGUACACUUCCGAAAGCGUCAACGUCUUCACCACAGAAGAGAUCAGCGAAGAAACGCAGAAUAGAAAAGCAGUGA
Wallemia ichthyophaga EXF-994 is the source of this 1491-nucleotide messenger RNA. RefSeq lists its product as uncharacterized. The record is from RefSeq and is a predicted model, not a curated record. The transcript has 10 exons. Bases 1 to 1491 code for a protein of 496 amino acids. Lineage: Eukaryota; Fungi; Basidiomycota; Wallemiomycetes; Wallemiales; Wallemiaceae.